Pyricularia grisea is the source of this 801-nucleotide messenger RNA. RefSeq lists its product as uncharacterized. NCBI's taxonomy places the organism in Eukaryota, Fungi, Ascomycota, Sordariomycetes, Magnaporthales, Pyriculariaceae. Gene Ontology annotation, biological process: vacuolar acidification. Gene Ontology annotation, cellular component: fungal-type vacuole membrane; vacuolar proton-transporting V-type ATPase complex. The record is from RefSeq and is a predicted model, not a curated record. Bases 1 to 801 code for a protein of 266 amino acids. The transcript has 7 exons. Gene Ontology annotation, molecular function: proton-transporting ATPase activity, rotational mechanism.
AUGUCUGGCGCAGGAGAGCGAGAAGCCGUCUUUCCGACCCGGCAGUCGCUGGGUAUUAUGAAGGCCAAGCUCAAGGGAGCUGAAACCGGACACAGUCUAUUAAAGCGCAAGAGUGAAGCCCUUACAAAGCAAGUUCCCCUGCUCAUCGCCAUGCCGCGCUUCCGAGAAAUCACCAAACGAAUCGAUGAGGCAAAACGAAAGAUGGGGCGAGUGAUGCAGAUCGCAGCGUUCUCCUUGGCCGAGGUGACAUAUGCUGUCGGAGGCGACAUUGGCUACACAGUGCAGGAGUCCGCAAAGUCGGCUCGGUUCCGGAUUCGCGCCAAGCAGGAGAACGUCUCUGGUGUGCUGCUUCCAGCAUUUGAAAGCUAUGUUGACGACGGCAGCAACGACUUUGCCAUGACGGGACUGGGCAAGGGCGGUCAGCAAGUGCAAAGAUGCCGUGAGACCUAUGCCAGGGCAGUCGAGGCUCUUGUCGAGCUGGCAAGUCUACAGACAGCGUUUGUCAUCCUCGACGAAGUCAUCAAGGUCGUCAACCGAAGAGUCAACGCCAUCGAACAUGUCAUCAUACCUCGGACCGAGAACACCAUCAAAUAUAUCAACUCUGAGCUCGACGAGCUCGACCGUGAAGAGUUCUACAGACUUAAAAAGGUUGCAGGCAAAAAGCAAAGAGAUAACGAGGAGGCAGACAAGGAGAUGGCCUCCAGGAAGGCCGAGCAGGCGCAACGUGGAGACGCGCCGAAGGAAUCCGAUGGUCCCUCAGACAUACUCGGCAACGAGGACGAGGAAGAUGUCAUAUUCUGA